ACUAGGUACUGGUUUUGGAUUAGGAGUUGUUUUCUCACUCACCUUCUUUAAAAGGAGAAUGUGGCCAUUAGCCUUUGGUUCUGGCGUGGGAUUGGGGAUGGCCUACUCCAACUGUCAGCAUGACUUGCAGGCUCCGUAUCUUCUACAUGGAAAAUUUGUCAAAGAGCAGUGACUUAUGCUGAGAACAUCCCAGUGGGAAGAAGGAGAAACCAUGUUUAUUCCUCAGGAAUACUGAAGUGCCCUGGAGUGCGCUGACGUCCUGUGACAGUGUCCUCAGCAAUGCUUUCAACUCCAGCCACUGUUUAUGUAUUUGAAACCAAGUCUGUUUCUUUUGUAUUUUCUCUUUGGAAAUUGUAAGGAGGUGAUCUUAAAUAAAUUAAAAGUGGGAAGCCA
Molecule: messenger RNA, 393 nt
Organism: Microtus oregoni (creeping vole)
Lineage: Eukaryota; Metazoa; Chordata; Mammalia; Rodentia; Cricetidae
Product: MICOS complex subunit Mic10-like
Exons: 1
Coding region: 59-172 (37 amino acids)
Cellular component (GO): mitochondrion; mitochondrial inner membrane; MICOS complex
Source: RefSeq, a predicted model, not a curated record